GCGGUGCUUUACAAAAGAAGCGCCAAAGAAUAUGGAUCCAAUGCUCUGCUGGGUGUCACGAUAAUCAGUUAAUCACACUGCCUAAAAAAAUAUAUACAAUCUCCUCUGUACGUAUAUUAUUAUCUGCAACCAAAUUUCAAGGCCACAAGAUUUAAAUCAUACAUAUAUAUACAGAUUAUCCCAAUUUUUAGUUACUUCGAUUUUCCAUCUUUCAACCCUUUUCUUCUCUGGUCAAGGUCAUUUAGGUAAUCAUGGAUAGGAUAAAGGGAUCUGCACGCCUUAUGAUAGUUUCUGAUCUUGAUCAUACAAUGGUUGAUCAUCAUGAUCCAGAAAAUCUAUCUUUGCUAAGGUUUAAUGCCCUAUGGGAAGCCAAGUAUCGUGAAGAUUGUUUACUAGUGUUCUCAACUGGAAGGUCGCUUACAUUGUACAAGGAGUUAAGGAAAGAGAAGCCUAUGCUAACACCUGAUGUUACUAUAAUGUCCGUCGGAACUGAGAUCACAUAUGGAAAUUCUAUGAUUCCAGAUGAUGGUUGGGUCGAAAUUUUGAACCAAAAGUGGGACAAGAAGAUCGUCUUAGAGGAAGCAAGCAAAUAUCCUGAACUUACUCUUCAGCCCGAAACUGAACAACGUCCACACAAGGUUAGCUUUUAUGUUCAGAAAGAUAAGGCACAAGAAGUUACAAAAGCUCUUUCUGAGAGUUUUAUAAAACAUGGGUUGGAUGUUAAAAUAAUUUACAGUGGAGGGAUAGAUUUGGAUAUACUGCCACAAGGUGCUGGAAAAGGACAGGCCCUUGCUUAUCUGCUGAAAAAGUUAAGGUCCAAAGGAAAACUUCCUAAAAAUACCCUUGCUUGUGGGGACUCUGGUAAUGAUGCUGAGCUUUUCAGUAUUCCUGAAAUAUAUGGAGUCAUGGUCAGUAAUGCCCAGGAAGAAUUGUUGCAGUGGCAUGCUGCAAACGCUAAAGACAACCCAAAUAUAAUUCAUGCAACUGAGAGGUGUGCAGGGGGUAUUAUAGAAGCCAUUGGUCAUUUUAGUCUGGGACCAAAUAUAUCACCCAGAGAUGUCACUGAUCUGUCAGAUACCAGUUUAGAGAAGUUCGAUCCUGCAUAUGAAGUAGUAAAAUUUUACUUAUUUUUUGAGAGAUGGCGGCGUGCAGAGGCUGAGAAGUCUGAGAUCUAUUUGUCAAAUCUGAAAGGAGUUUGUGCUCCAUCCGGUUUUUAUGUCCACCCAUCUGGUUUUGAGAAACCUCUUCAUGAUUGUGUAGAUGCAUUGAGACAGUGUCACGGAGACAAACAAGGGAAGCAAUUUCGGGUUUGGGUGGAUCAAGUUUUCUCUACUCAGGUUAGCUCGCACAUAUGGAUUGUGAGAUUUAAGAAGUGGGAAAUAUCUGGUGGAGAGCAAUCUGGCUGCUUGACCACUGCAUUAUUAAGUUCAAAGGAUGUGAGCGUCGCAGAAGGGCUCACUUGGCUCCAAGUGCAUCAGACAUGGUUGACCGGAGCCACUCCCGGCGAUCAGUCACUUUGGCGCUUCUAGCUACUGGCCAAGGCAAGACUUUGAAGAUCUUGUUAUACACAGUAUCUGUUUUUGCUUAAAUAAAUAUAUAAUAAUCAAAUUAGCUCCGCAAUUUUCUUGUCGUGAUGCAACAGGAGUUGCUAGUUGCAACUACAGUGUAUUAUAUAACAAGCAGAAAAAUAUUCUGGACGGUGGAUAUAACUUUUAUUCCCUGUUUGAAAUCAAGUGAAAGGAUAUUAUAUCGGCAUUUCUGCCUUUCAAUUA
Messenger RNA from Daucus carota subsp. sativus, 1772 nucleotides. RefSeq names its product sucrose-phosphatase 1. NCBI's taxonomy places the organism in Eukaryota, Viridiplantae, Streptophyta, Magnoliopsida, Apiales, Apiaceae. The coding region runs from base 252 to 1529 and encodes 425 amino acids. The record is from RefSeq and is a predicted model, not a curated record. The transcript is spliced from 9 exons. Gene Ontology annotation, biological process: sucrose biosynthetic process. Gene Ontology annotation, molecular function: magnesium ion binding; sucrose-phosphate phosphatase activity.